AUGAACAUCUCUGGAUCAGGAUCCUCUUCUGAGUCAGUGAGAGAAUUCAUCCUUCUGGGUUUUCCCUGCAGCAGGGAGAUUCAGGUCAUCCUGUUUAUGUUCUUCUCCAUCAUCUACCUCCUGACUCUCAUGGGAAAUGGAGCCAUUAUCUGCGCUGUUUUUUGGGAUCAACAUCUCCACACCCCCAUGUACAUCCUGCUUGGGAAUUUUGCAUUCCUGGAGAUCUGGUAUGUCAAUUCCACUGUUCCAAACACACUGAUCGACUUCCUCUCAGAGACCAAGACCAUCUCUUUCACUGGAUGCUUCCUUCAGUUAUAUUUUUUCUUUUCCAUGGGCUCCACUGAGUGCUUCUUUCUCUCAGCAAUGGCCUUUGAUCGCUAUUUUGCCAUCUGUCAUCCUCUGCAUUAUGCCACAGUUAUGACCAGACAACAGUCUUUCAACCUAGCAAUUUCCUGUUGGGUAUGUGGCUUUCUCUGGUAUCUGGUACCUGUUAUUCUCAUCUCCCAACUGCCUUUCUGUGGUCCUAAUGCAAUUGACCACUUUGUAUGUGACUCAGGCCCACUGCUGACCCUUUCAUGUGCUCCUGCCCCCGUGUCCAAGCUCAUCAGCUAUACCCUAAGCUCCCUCAUCAUCCUCCUUAGCUUUCUCUUCAUCCUCAUCUCCUAUGCCCUGGUUCUACUUGCUGUGCUUCAGUUGCCCUCAGCAUCCAGUCGGCAUAAGGCCUUUUCGACAUGUGGAUCCCAUUUGUCCGUGGUGCUGUUAUUCUACGGGACGAUUAUGGUGAUGCACGUGAGCCCUGGGUCCAGCCAUUCUACCCUGAUGCCAAAGAUCAUGACCUUGUUCUAUGCAAUGGUGACUCCACUCUUCAACCCUUUGAUUUAUAGUCUUAGGAAUAAGGAAAUGAAAAAUGCUCUCUGGAAAGUUCUG
This is a messenger RNA of Leopardus geoffroyi (Geoffroy's cat), 927 nucleotides long. Its product is annotated as olfactory receptor 11H2-like. The transcript has a single exon. Gene Ontology annotation, cellular component: membrane. Gene Ontology annotation, biological process: G protein-coupled receptor signaling pathway. The record is from RefSeq and is a predicted model, not a curated record. The annotation marks the transcript as partial. Lineage: Eukaryota; Metazoa; Chordata; Mammalia; Carnivora; Felidae. Gene Ontology annotation, molecular function: olfactory receptor activity; G protein-coupled receptor activity.